Anastrepha ludens (Mexican fruit fly) is the source of this 8390-nucleotide messenger RNA. RefSeq names its product PI-PLC X domain-containing protein 1 (gene PLCXD). The record is from RefSeq and is a predicted model, not a curated record. Lineage: Eukaryota; Metazoa; Arthropoda; Insecta; Diptera; Tephritidae. The transcript has 4 exons. Gene Ontology annotation, biological process: lipid metabolic process. Gene Ontology annotation, molecular function: phosphoric diester hydrolase activity. The coding region runs from base 486 to 2075 and encodes 529 amino acids.
UCGAGACUUACGACAGCACGUGAAAAGUGGUGAUACGGUAAUUCGGUGACUACGCGUGAGUGCUAAAAUUGAGUGAAAAGCUACGAUAGCGUACAAGAUCGUUCAUGCAAAUCUGGUGCGUCGACAAGUGCGAAUGUGCGGCUAAGCUUUUGUUUGCCAAAAAAGGCGGGAGUGCAGAACGACUCAAACACUCGUUGUGGACGGUUGAAAUUGCACGCGCAGCCAGUCAGCCGCUUCGAAUCCGAUUUAUCCCGAACGUUCAAAGUGCAAGCGAGGCCGGCGUUGUUUCUUAAGUGAAUAACGAGCGUGAAAACGAAUUAAAUUCUUCACACCACUUCAGAAAAAGUGUAAUACAAAAAUUAACCGAAAGUAACACAAAAAAGUGAAAAGUCUUUUAAUUCAAUUUAAUUGAAGUGAUCUCUGCCAAAGAUAAGCGAAAGUGAAACAAGUGAUUUCGUUACAUACACAAAGGCGCUCAACCCAGUAUGCAGCGGUUACGAUUUAAAAAUAUGUCAACAAUCAAUGUGUGUUCACUAUUUGCAAUUUUACAUUUUUGCGCACUGCUUGCGCUAAGCACAGUCUCGGCGCUGCCUUACAACUACGAUGACAUACUCGAUUUGAGCGCCACGCGAUCUGAGAGCCAACCGAAUCAGUUGCAUCUCUGGCUAACAAUUAGCGCGCGACAUCGUUAUCUGGAGGUCUCGUGGAAGAAUGCACCUGCACACCACGACGAUCAUAUAUUGAUCACCACACAAGAGCCGCAGAAGUUUGAACGAAUCGAGUUUACUACCGGCACGCCGCUGGCGGCUUUCGACAAUGCGGAGGGCAGUGGUUUUGUGCCAGUCGAUGGCAUCACCGAGCGCACUACUUCCUCGCCAACACGCUACUUACUCGAACGCAGACACGACACGCAUUUGAAUGCAAGCAACACCUUCGAGGGCAGUGGUUACUCAGAUGGUUUGCCGACUGAAUUGCCACGUACAGCAGCAACACCGUCGCGUCAUUAUUGGAUUUCAAAUAAUGGUGCCAAUGAUAUUGUAGCUGCGCUACAACCAGGCGCCGCCUCACAAUGGUUCACUACCGGCGUGCCCUUCGAUUAUACAAUGUCCCGCAAUGUAACCGCCAAAACUGACUGCUAUGGCUACUGGGCGAGUUAUGUGAAUGGCAUUGGGGUGAUAUUGGGCAGCACUUGUUUGCGCGCUUAUCCUCGUUGGAUGCGUGAAAUGCAUACGGUAGUGGGUGGCAUGCGCUUGCGUGAUCUCUUCAUACCUGGCACGCAUGAUUCCGGUUCGUAUAGACCGAAUUUUGAUCCUCUGCUGCGUGAGACACUCGUCACUAAGUAUGCACUGACACAGGAUGAUGAUAUACGUGGUCAGUUGUUGCAUGGUGCGCGUUAUUUGGAUAUACGCGUCGGUUACUAUCGAAAUACACCCGACAAAUUUUAUAUCAAUCAUGGCGUAACGCGUCAGCGACCUCUAGCGGAAAUUAUCGAGCAAGUGAAGGAGUUUGUCUUGGAAACGAAUGAGAUUGUGAUAUUUGGGCUGAAAGAGUUUCCGGUUGGUUUCGGUAAGGGACUUGGCGUACAUCGGCUGUUGGUCAGUUUAUUACAACAACAAUUCGGUGAUAUUAUAGUUCAUCCAUCGGCAUCGUGGCGCGCCACAUUAAAUGAUAUUUGGUCACGACAGCAAAAUGUGAUUUUGGCUUACGAUAAGAGUGCAGUGGUGGCUGAAUUUCCGCACACACUGUUUGGUUCAGUGGAACAACGUUGGGGCAACGUGCAAACAUGGACGAAUUUGGAAAAGUAUUUGCGAUCAAUUAACAAAUUUGAUGUGUCUCGCUUAUCAAGUCGUCCCGUAGCGGAUAUGGCCGAACUUACGCCCGACACGUGGGGCGUUAUACUCGAUAAAUAUGGCGGUCUGCGAAAAAUGGCCGAUCAAGUGAAUUGGCGCAUUUCACAGCUUUAUCGCGACGAUUUGGGAGCAAAUGCGAAUAUCGUAGCGGUUGAUUUUAUACGUGGCACCAGCCUGAUGAAUAUUGCCAUGGAGUGGAAUAAACGAAAAGUGCCCUACUAUUAGAGGGGGGUAGAAAUAAAAUUUAAUAUACUGAAGGAAGACGCACAAAAAAAUAAGUAAAUAUUAUUUUUAUUCAUUAGGAUAUAAAUGCAAAUAACUUGGAAAAUUAUCAGGAUAGGUGAAAUGGUUGAAGUAUCAGACUGAUACUCCGCAAGUAGCGCCGGUUUGGUAAUUAUCAGGGUUAAACAACAACAAAAUGUUUGCAUAUAUUUUUCAUCUUAAUUGGCAAAUGCCAGUUAAUUUGCCCUUAAUUGUGAGGUGCCCUCUUAAAUUCAAAUCCUUUUGAUUGGUACUAUUGUACUUAUGUGUGCAUGUAAUUGUCGACGACAGUAGAUGAAGUAGAGCAAAAGAAUAUGCAACAUUUUUAUAAAGCUUUCUGAGGUACUCCUAGAUUAUCAUGAUGGUUGGUCCAAAUUAUUAGAAGAUUCAGAGAAAUUUAAAACCAAUUUCAAAAAGCAAUAAACAAUUGUUCUUACUGUCUACCUAUUACAAAAGUAAAUUUGACAACAAAAAAAAAUUAAGUCAAAUUACAAUUUUUCUUACUAACUAAAUACUAAAAUAUCGUUCUUAAAACGUUAAAUUACAAAAGACAGUUUCAUUGGGCAGAAAAACAUAGUUUAGGUAAUGUAAAAUCGAAUUCAAUAGAACUCGAGAUCCCAUUGAGUUCAUGAAGAGGGCGAGCAAUAGGAGCAUUGCACGCAUAAUUUGUUCUGAACCUAUUCAAAUGAAACGGAUAUUUAUUUCGUAAAGAUCUGGAAGGGACCGAAAAGUUAAUCAUUUCUAGAACAGAGGAACAGUCAAUUUCUCCCUGAUAAUAUUAAGCAAAAAAGGCAGGGACAAAAUCGAUCUUCUACUUUGUAGCUGUUUGAGAUUAAUUAGAAGUAAACGGGAUUUACAUAUAUCUAUGAUAGGACAGGAUCAAAGAAGUUCAGUUCUUUUUGUACCCGUUUCUGUCAAUAGAGAAUUGGUGGUAAGGUCUCCAAAUAAAUACGGUUUAUUCUAAUGUAGAUCGAACAAAUGCAGUAAAUAGCAACUUAGGAGUAUAAUAUCAUCAUCAUCAUCAUUGUUGGCUAGACAAACCUGGUCGGGUCUUCGCCUGUUGUAUCAUAUGCCUUCAAUUGUCUCGGUUUCGUGCCUGUGUCUUCCAUGCCCGAAAUCCCAAUAAGCCUACGAGUUCUUCUAUGCCAUCUAUCCAUCUAAGCGGCGGACGGUCCCUUCUUCCCUGAAUUUACCGAAGAGUAUUUGUUGAGGUGGGUAAUCCUUGUUAGCCCUCAAUAUGUGACCUGCCCAUUUCAGUGUGUUGAUCAUGAUUAUGGUUAUCACAGAUGGGUGCGUAUAUAGUUUUUCGAAUUCACGAUUGUAGCGUUUCCGCCACUCGCCUUUAUCGCAUAUUGCGCCAAAACUUUUCGCAGAACUCUACUCUCGAAAAUCAAUAGAUUCUGUUUAUUUGCAUCUUUGAGUGUCCACGUUUCACUCCCGUAUAUCAAGUUGGAAAUUAUUAUUGAGCGAAUAUUUGUUUUUCUGUCUAGGGGGCGACUCUUUAGGUGUUGACACAGUGAAAAAUAGCAGCGGUUGGCCAUAAGGAGUAUGUGGCCAUUUUCUGCAGAAAUUUUGUUGUCAUGAUUAAUGAUUACUCCAAAGUAUUUCAAUUCCUUCACUACUUCGAAACCAUAGUCACAGACUUUUAGUAUUUGACCCAUAUUGUGUCUGACAGAGUCCGAUGUAUGUAGUUGAAACUAGCGCUUUAGUUUUGGCUUCGUUUAUUUCGAAACCUAUACAUUUUGUUGCUCUCUCAAUACUUGCGAAGAUUUCUUUCAAACUCGGCAGCAAGGAUGCGAUUAUGUCAAUGUCGUCCGUGUAAGCCAGCAAUUGAACCGAUUUAAUCAAAAUAGUUCCUUUUGUGUUUACGGCAGAGUCCGUGAUACUUUUUCAAGUGCAAUAUUAAAGAGGAUACAUGAGAGCCGAAGUCCGUUCAAGGUAGCGAACUCUCGCGACAGAUUGUUCUGAACUCGUACUACGUUCCUUACAUUUUGCAUGGUCGAGCAUGUUAAACGUAUUAACUUAUCGGGAAUGCCGAAUUCUGUCAUCGCUAAGAAGAGCUGGUUCCUAAUUAUGCUGUCGAAAGCUGCUUUGAAGUCUAUGAAAAGAUGGUACGUCUUUUCUAAAAUCUGUCUUAGUACGAAAAUUAGGUCAAUCGUUGAUCUUCCCCCUUGAAAACUAGCCUGGUAGCUUCCAAUGAUGCGUUUAGCGUGCGGUUUAAGUCUAGCGCUUAGAAUAUUUGAAAAUAUUGUGUAAUUUUCACAUAUCAACAUGCCUCUUUUUUUGAAUAGAGGGCAAAUUAUUCCAAUUUUCCACAUCUUUAGCAUGCGUUCUUCAUUCCAGAUCAGCAAAUCAGCUGAUAUAUAGUUAGUAAGGAGGUUUUUAUUACUCAUGUGUUUAAAGACAGGAUUUGUUGUUUGUUUGGGCUAUAAUAGCCGCCAUGAACGCCUGAAAAGUAAGUUCUUCCACCUUUUAUGAAGACUUUAACUGUGGGUGUUCGGGUUCACUUAAGAGUAUAUAGGUCUGCAAAAUUCGAACUAUUCCUUGUUACAAAACCAAGAGUAGAGAUAGAAUAAAGUCUAUGUGAUUAAGAAAUGGAAAGCGUGCAUCAAACACAACCUCUAGAUUUUUGAUUUCUUCAGCAGAAUGGAGUAUAUCAUCGCCGAUGUUAAAAUCAGUAGGAAUUAAGUUACUUAUUUUUGAAAACGUGAGUUUAAAACAUUUUUGAAUAUGAAGCGAUAAUCGAGAACACUACACCAACUAAACACUAAACUAUUAACAUCAGCUUGCAGUUUAUUCAAAUCCGCCGGUUUUGAAAUAAUAGAAUAUAUUUUUAAAUCAUCCGCAAACAGAAGGAAGUUGACAAGAGAUAAAUAACUACGUAUAUCAUUGAUAAAUAAAACAAAAAGUAAGGCACCAAUAUAUUGCCUUGAUGUACACCAGAAGACGCAGAAAAAGCAGCAGACGAGGCACCAUCAACAUAAACUACACAAUCAGCCCUAUCAUAGAAUCCGUCGUAGAAAACCUUCCAAUACGAAUGUCUACUACGAAUACGAAGAAGUUGUAUUCGUGGGUUCCAUAUGAACCCAAUAAAGGGCUGCCAAACUCAAGUGUCAAAUUUUGAUUUUUCCACAACAGCUCACUAUGAUGUAAUCAAGACAAUUUAGGAAAUAAUCUGUGAGUUUUUUGACAAGUUAGUUGAAUUUUCCAAUUAAAAUGAUGACAUGUGCAGUUGUGUUAAUGGAGAAGGAAAGUGAGAGAAGCAAACGGAGUCUCAGAAUUGAGCGAAAAAUAUUGUGAGAUACAAGCAACCCUCUCGAUAUGGACAAACCAAUGUAAGUGCUUGUCUUUUUGUUAAAGAAAAAGUCUACUUAAGUCUACGGUUUAUCAAAAAUUACCGGUUAAAUGAAGCUGCAUUCACAUACGUUUUGAGUUUUAUUGAAGACAGCGCAAGCUCAGCGAGGUCGUCGUCCACAACUCCAGUUCUUCGACUAUCCUCUGUUUUACGGUUUCUUGCGGAGGGAGGCUAUCAGCACCGAGUUGCCAAAGAGUUAGCCUUGUACUAAAACACGUAUUGGUGUCACAUACAAACGCGAUUGUGUCCUCAGUGGGUAAAUCUCGACAUGAGUGCCAAUGAAAAACGGCAAAGCAAGAUGGAAUUCUAUCAAAAAUAUAGAUAACCGCAUAAUUUUGUGUGUGGAUGGGUCGCACAUAAAAAUUAUCUCCCCCACUAAAGAAAAAUUCCUCCACUACAACCGGAAGGGCUACUACAGUAACAAUGUCAUGAUUGAUUUCUCCUUUAUUAGCUCCAACAAUGUGGCAUACUGCUGCCGUGUUGAUAUAACUUUACACCUGUGGAGGUCACGGAAAAGUAGAUAUACUUCAAAAUUUCUUUUUAUUUAUAGUUUAGUUAAUAUAGGACUUACAUUUUACAGCUUUUUUUAUUUGUUUUCGUUUAAAUCCUCUUUUUAUUACUCGUUCUAAUUUUUGUCCGUUAGAAUAACGUCGUCGUAGCAAAAUUGUACGAAACUCUAAGAUUUGACAUUACGAAUGUAUUCGGUGAAUGCUACUCUACGAAUUUCGAAUGUACGAUUACAAUUUCUUAGUUUCUACGAAAAACAGUCUACGAUGAAUUGCAUGAUAGGGCUGUAUGUGUUUUACAAAAGUAAGAUCGCAGCCAAUCUAGAAAAACUGAGGGAAACCCAGAAAUAUAAGUUUAUCUAUUAGACAUAUUUUAAUAUCAACAACCUAUUUUCUUAAAAUCACUUAACUCGCAGUCUAUAUUGAAAAGUAUGUCACUCUGUUACUCAUCACAAAAUAACCAUAUUUUCUACAGCUUACGCAACUAAAAUUUUAACUUAAAAUGAUACCAAAGUAUUUUUAAAAAUAUGUAGUUGUGUACGUAUAGGCAAAAAAAUGUAAACAUGGAAUUAGAAUGACACAAAUUAAAAAAAUUGAUCAAAUGUAUAUCUUUUACAUUCUUACGAAUAUCAUAAAAUCAGUUGAGUUUGUCUCUAGUUUGUCUUCUUUUUCUGAAGAACUGCCUUAUAUACUAUAUGUAUGUACGUAUUUACAAACAGAUCUUAAGAUUAAUCCAGGGGCAUCUCCAAAAAUGUAAAGAACGCGAGCAAAAAGUUUCAAUACUUCUUUCUCGAUUUUUUAACUAUUCAGGGAUGCAAACUUGUGUUAAAUCAAUGCUGUCCAAAGAUCGCAGAAAGAUAUUUAAGAUAAGAAGAAACAUAUUUUUGUUUACACAAAAAUUAUUGCAGUAUUUUUAACGAAAUCCAAAUGUUUCAUUAUUAUUGGGAAUGGGAAAAAGUUUACCCUCGCAAAAGAGGUGUCGCUGCUGGUACUAUUUUUGUGUUCGCUCUAGUAAUAUACUGGUUGAAUAUUUGAAGGUGUAUAUGUGAGAUCUCGACCGCAGUAGUUGAUAUUCUUUUGAAGCGUAAAGAUCCUUUUUUAUCUGACGUCAAAAGUGUUUACGUUCGUCCCGAAAAAACAGCAUUUGCGGAAAGUCAUGCUUCAUUAUUACCAUUUAAAGAAAAGUGCCGCUGAAACGUGUCGUUUAUUGAUCAAUAUUUACGCUAAUCACGUUCACCAUCAAUUAAAACUUGUAAAGAGUGGUUUCGACGCUUCCAAAGUGGCAAUUUCGACGUGAGUGAUAAAGAUCGCGAAGGGGCACCGAAAUUUCGUAAAUUCGAAGACACUCAACUACAACAAUUAUUGGAUGGAGGUGCAUGUCGAACCCUUGAUGAUAUGUCUGAAGCGUUGGAUGUUGACAGAUAAACCGUCGGUAAACAUUUGCAUGCGAUGGGAAUGGUUCAGAAAGCAGGCAACUGGGUGCCACAUCAAUUGAAGGAGAGGGAUAUCGGGAGAAGUUUGGUGACGUGUGAGAUGCUUCUUGAACGGCAGAAGCGAAAAGGUUUUCUGCAUCGCAUCGUAUGUAUGGAUGUGUUAUGAUAACUCUAAGUGUGAACCAGGUCCAUCGAUAGGGGGAAAAAAUAUUCAUGCUUCAAAAGUUAUGGUGUGCAUUUGCUGGAAUCAGAAGGGUGUCAUUUAUUAUGAACUCCUUUAACAAUUUGAGACCAUCACUGGCGAUCGUUACCGACUGCAGCUAAUGCGUUUGAGUCGAGCGCUCAAAGAAAAGCGGCCGGAAUGGGACUGUCUACAGUCAACCGACAAACUGAUUUUGCUACAUGACAACGUCAGGUCACAUGUUGCUAAAUCGGUCUAGAAAUUUUUAGAGGGACUGAAUUGGGAAAUCUUGCCCCACCAGUUGUAUUUACUAGACAUUACACCUUCGAAUUACCAUCUGUGCCAAUCAAUGAAGUCAGCGCUUAUUGGAGAGCGAUUCAUUUCUUACGAGAGCAUCACAAACUAGCUCAGUUAAUGGAUCAAGUCAAAUGAACGCGAACUCUUUGUCAGAGGAAUUCGUAUGCUGCCUGAAAGAGCAAAGUUGUAGCUUCCGAUGGCACAUACUUCACAUAAAUCAUGUAUUAUUUAACUAUUUAAAUAAUUCGUAACUUUGGCUAAGAAAGGACGGAAACUUAUUCCCAUACCCAAUAUUUAGCUUACAGGUAUGUACAAAUACAUCCACUUAAGUUUUUGAAAUAAGUAAAUAAAGUUAUCUGAAAAAAUAAGAUCCACUGCAUAUGAAAAGGUCAAUAUUUUUAGUAGAUUUAUAUUUAAGAGCACUUUAAAGAUAUACCAAAUCAAAUAUUGCGUACUUUUUUAAAUAUUGUACAUUCACCAUUAAUCUUAAUAAAAAGAAGCACACAG